Molecule: messenger RNA, 1137 nt
Organism: Thlaspi arvense
Lineage: Eukaryota; Viridiplantae; Streptophyta; Magnoliopsida; Brassicales; Brassicaceae
Source: the annotation of a GenBank genome assembly
UAUUUUGUCUUGUAAAUUCAUUAAUGAUACCGAGAAGACGACUUCCACGAGAAAGCAGAAAGGUGUCCUCAUGCAAAUAUUCAACAUGGAUAUGCUUCACAUCAUUCUCGAUAUUCUUCUACCUCCUCUUACACUCAUCUUCCUCUUUCUCUUUUACUCAUUCUAUCUUUUCAUCAAACUUCUGAACUGUGACCGUAAACAUCUUUGCGUUGAAAAUGUCGUUGGAAAAGUAGUUCUCAUUACCGGAGCUUCCUCCGGCAUCGGAGAGCAUGUUGCAUAUGAGUACGCGAAGAAAGGAGCAAAUCUAGCUCUGGUUGCUCGAAGAGAGGAUCGUCUACAGAUAGUAGCAGAGACAUCACAACAGUUAGGUUCAGUGGACCAUUUAAUUAAUAAUGCUGGUGUAUCACAGACUGUUUUGUUUGAGGAUUUCUCCCAGAUACAAGUCGCGAAUCCUAUAAUGGAUACUAACUUCUGGGGCUCAACAUACAUAACUUAUUAUGCAAUUCCCCAUCUACGACAAAGUAAAGGAAAAAUAGUUGUGAUUACGUCUGCUGCAGCAAAGAUAGCUAUCCCAGUGGCAACCAUCUACUCUGCAAGCAAAGCAGCAUUGUUAGGAUUUUAUGAGGCACUAAGAAUUGAACUCAAUCCGGAUAUACAAGUAACAAUUGUUAUCCCUGGACUAAUCUCAACGGAUAUGACAACUCCUGAGUUUAUAAGACAUGGUUCAGAUUGUAUAGUAUCAGAACCAGUUAAUAGAUGUGCGAAAGCAAUUUUCAAAGGUGUUUGUAGAGGAGAAUCAUACAUCGAAGUACCAAGUUGGAUCAAAUGGUUCUUUUUAGUCAAGACAAUGUGGCCUGAAGUAAUCGUCUCCAUCUUCAACUACUCUUUCCUUCAUUUUAUGAAGCCUUAUUUCAAGCGUGACUGAAAAAACAAGAAGUGAUCCAUUUAACUCUAAAUCGCUAUUCUUCAAUAACAUGAUACAGUUGUAUUCUCUCAAGUGCCAAAACAGAUUACUUCUCUCCUUUCUUUAACCCUAGAAAAAUCAAUAUCAGUUUUGUGUUUGUUUUUUUUUAAUUGGGAUGGAUAAUUUUUAAAAUCACCCUUGUUCAAAAAAAAGAAGAAAAAAAACUUGUAAAA